UGACCUUCUUGCGAUAGGUUUUAAUGACGGCGUUGCUAUUUUGAAUGUUUGUCAGCGCGAAAUGUUUAUUUAUAAAUUAUUAAUGAGUUGAGAGGAUACAGUUUGUUUUGGCGAGCAGUUUCGAUUGAAAAAUUGCACUUGUUGUGAACAUGUGGUGAGAGGUCUUGACCGUAUCUCGUUCAGAGGUAAAAAUUAGAUUUCUUCGUCUCUCUGAUCUGCCCAAAAUGUCUAUAAGUGGUUAUACGUGUAUACGAUUCGUCUUUUGUUGGGUUAACGUAUUAUUUUGGAUAUCAGGAUGCGGUCUUCUGGGAGUUGGAAUUUGGUUAAGGAUAGCAUACGAAGGAUACGCAUCCUUAAUGCCACAGUACGCGCUUUUGAGUGCUGACUCCUUAGCUAUUGCAUUUGGGACCAUAACGUUCAUAUUUUCGUUUUUUGCUUGCUGUGGAUCGUGGUUCCAGAACAAGUGCAUGUUAGUAACUUAUUUUGUCCUGGUUGUAUUUAUUUUCGUAGCUGAGUUUUUGGUAGGAGCUCUAGCGUUCAUAUACAGAGAAAGUUUGAAGCACACGUUAAGGGAAGAACUUAGGGACGGGCUUCUACACCAUUACAAUAUGACUUCUGACGGUCCUAGCAGUUUGGUCCAUAUUUGGGACAAUAUUCAGACCCAGUUCGGCUGUUGUGGUAUAGAAAAUUAUGAGGACUGGUACAUGAUAGAUGCCUGGCCUGACGAAAAAUGGGUGCCAGACUCUUGCUGUCUACCAGCGAGUUACGAUUUGAAUUGUGGCAGGAUCAAGGACUCUGGACUGUACGUUCAUGGGUGCUUCACUCAGAUCUACAGCUGGUUCCUCCAAAGGCUGGAUAUCAUCGGAGUUGUUGGGCUGAUGGUGGCAUUUAUCCAGUUGUAUGGUCUAAUCUCCUCCAUGCUGUUAUUCUGCACGGUGAAGCACAAAAGGACAUCGAGGACGUACAAAUCCUAUUCAUAAUACUAAGUACAUAUUAAUUAAAACAUUAUUUCGAAAUAGUGUUUUUGAUAACAUGUCUGUUUAUUUGUGUAUCACGUCAUUGAUGACCUGUGACCUGCAAGGCUGAUUCUGUCAUUUUCGUACAUGUGUUGUUAUACAAAUAAAGAAAAAUAAUUUAUAUUUAAUUAUGAAAAUAAUAUUAGAUAUAUGUACUGUUUGUUGCAAACAUUUGAUGUUAAUUCCUUCUAGCUUUAAUAUAGGUAGGUAUUUAAUAUUUUAUAUUGUCUUGUUGUCCAUGUUUAUAAAUGUAUUGUACAUAAUGUUUUAUCUAAUAGAAAAUUUAUAUGUAAAUGUUAAUAAACAAUAAGUUAUUUGGUAUA
Anoplophora glabripennis (Asian longhorned beetle) is the source of this 1339-nucleotide messenger RNA. RefSeq names its product tetraspanin-9. Gene Ontology annotation, cellular component: membrane. The transcript has 6 exons. Bases 225 to 980 code for a protein of 251 amino acids. NCBI's taxonomy places the organism in Eukaryota, Metazoa, Arthropoda, Insecta, Coleoptera, Cerambycidae. The record is from RefSeq and is a predicted model, not a curated record.